UAAGGAAAAAUAAAAAUCUCAAAAACGUUGGUCAAGAUUACGAUCAAAGAACAUAUUUCAAAUCAGCAAUACAAUCUGAAAUUACUGGAAUCAUAAAUUGUGAUUCCUUACCUCGUAUUACGCAAAAAAAAUAAAAAAAUAAAAAAUUCUAGAGUUGAUUGACAGGUGAUGUCUGUAGCUAAAAGGUGAUUGAACUGUGAGGCGGGACUUUCGUUGGGCGUUCCAAUUUCUCCCAUUAAUUUUAAUAGAAGUGGCCCAUCUCUGCUAAAUAUUCUCUGGUUCCAUUCAUUAAAACGCUGUAGUGUGAGCCCUUAAAUUAAUAUUCCGUGUUUAAAGGUGCGCUCAGUAAGUUCUUCCUCAUUAAGACAUGAAGUGUAAUUUUGCAAUAUAUGUAGGAAAUCAUGAGCACUCACAUUCAAAUGAAGACUCAUAACAGUUUUAUUCUACAUGGGAGAGGGACCAAGAUGACACAAAGACAAAUGUUACUGAGUGCACAUUUUAAGCUCAAUCUACAGCAUUUGUGGCAUAAUAUUGAUUACCAUAAAAUAUUAUUUUGACUCAUAUAUCCUCUUUGAAAAAAUCAAAAAUCAAAGUUCCAGUUACAACGGAAGUUAUUGGGGCCAAUUUUGGAGGGUGAAGCUUAUAAUUUUAUAAAAGCACAUGACUUAUUCUGUUAAAACUCAUGCCUUUGAGCUGUAAAGUUGUGUUUUAUUUAUUUUUAUUUAUUUAUCCCCUUUUCUCCCAGAUUUCACACUCUUUUAAAAUAACCAAACUCAUGCAAACAAAUACUGUACUUAAUAAAUUGUCGGCUAUAAUUUAUAACAUUUUAAACACGUGACAACCUGACAUUAAUGAAAAAUACUCUUGUUCUGAGAACACGGUUAAACAUUUUGAUUAAAAUCUACCUUUGUUAUACUUGAAUAAUGAACAAUGGUUUUACAGUGGUUAUGAAUGUAUGUUUUGGUUUGGAAGAUAGAAUUCUCAAACAUUAUACAAAUUUAAGAGGGUUUUAAACUACCUGUUUUAAACCAACAUACAAAACCUCUGCUAGAGCAAACACACAUUUGUGUAACAGUCCCAAUGUGACAACUUGCCCCAGUUUGCCAUGUAAUUGUGUUGCAAUUACAUGGCUUCCUUCUUAUGGGCGAUAAAACUAAGGAAAUGUAAAUGAAAGAAAGAUGAAAAGCUGAGGAGCAGAGAGAGGGAAAGAGAGGUGGAGCUCUUUGCCAACUGUGAGAAAAGGGGACAGAUAGAGAGAGAGUAAGAGCCGUUUUGCUGUGAGUUUACUCUGUAGUGUCUUUCUUCAAGCCAGUUAGAGCAUUUUACAGGCAUGAGUCAGUCCAGAGUGAUGUUCCAGUCUCCAACCAGAGACGAGCAGGACAGUGAAGCCCCUCAGCGCAGGCUCGGGAAGCUGACUGUCAAAUAUGACCGUAAGGACCUGAAGCGAAGGCUGGACAUCGAGGAAUGGAUUGACAGUCAGCUGCAUCUGCUGUUUGACUGUGAGGAAGAUGACAUUCCUGAACUGGAGAUUGACAUCGAUGAACUUUUGGAUCUGUCAGACUGUGAGCGGAGAUCAAAACUGCAGGACAUUCUCUGCGAUUGUGGCAAACCCAAAGAGAACUUUAUUGAUGGAUUGCUUUAUCGUAUAAAAGGACUUCGAAAAAUGUCGGGCACCUUCAGAAAAUGAAUUCAAGGACAAACAGAAUCUUUUAUGGACAAAUGUAAAAGAAUAUAGCCAAUAUCACUCUUAAAAAUAAAGGCUUUUAUGCUUUAGGAGAACCUUUUUAACCUUCUGAAGUUGUUGAGAAAAAGUUCUAAUGAACCAUCUGUGUUCUGGUGCUUUAAAGAAUCCAGAUAAUUGUAUUAUUUUCAUCCAAGCACCACCACAAGGAACGGUUUUUAUAAUAGAAAACACAUAUUACAUGUUACAGUUUUCAGGCAGCUAAUGCUUUACUGCACAAUAUAAUAUCUGACUUAUUUUAAAGUGAUUGAAAGAGAGUUUGUUUUGGAAUGGUUGAUUAUUGACAGAUUAUUACUUUAAGUGAUAAAUCAAACUCUUCCAGGAACUCAGGCUUGUUCGUUUACUUUAAGCUUUAUUACCUUUAUUACCUUUGUUGCUGUUAUUGCUGCUUUUCAAUGUCUUUAUUCCUUCCAGUGAAAAGGAUCGUUUUGUUGUUAAUAUGCCAAAACAAUUUGAAUUUGAAUUGCGUAAAUUGGAAUUAUAGACUUUUGAAUUUGAAUUAUAAGUGUGAUUUUGCCAAAUUAAAUAUUAAGUUGUAUUUUAAAUAGGUUUGAAUUUGAAUUUUUUAAACUCCAAUCCUGGACAUUUCAUAUUUAACUAGAGAAUUAUUGCACCUCUAAUUAUUUUCCGAGACCCUCUACUCUUCCCUGUGGAACAUGGCAGUUUGAUCUCUGACCCACUUUCUGUAGAUCUGAAUUUCUGCGGUUUGAAUUUUAGAAUAUUCAAUUUGGUGUUCUGAAUUUGUUCUUCAUCUUGAAAACUUGAAGCUGUAUUUUUUAAAACUGAAUAUUUACAGUGUAAGAAUUCAGAACCAAAAAUUUGCUGUUUGAAAAUACAUAUUUAUAAAAUUAUGCCAUAACAUUUUUUUAAAAAUAAAUUUGGUUAAAUAUGAAAUGUCCAGGAUUGUAGUUAAUUCAAAUUCAAACCUAUUUAAAAUACAAUGUAAUAUUACAUUUGGUAAA
Molecule: messenger RNA, 2703 nt
Organism: Xyrauchen texanus (razorback sucker)
Lineage: Eukaryota; Metazoa; Chordata; Actinopteri; Cypriniformes; Catostomidae
Product: protein phosphatase 1 regulatory subunit 14B-like
Exons: 4
Coding region: 1331-1687 (118 amino acids)
Biological process (GO): regulation of phosphorylation
Cellular component (GO): cytoplasm
Molecular function (GO): protein serine/threonine phosphatase inhibitor activity
Source: RefSeq, a predicted model, not a curated record